Daldinia vernicosa is the source of this 612-nucleotide messenger RNA. RefSeq names its product trypsin-like cysteine/serine peptidase domain-containing protein. Gene Ontology annotation, molecular function: serine-type endopeptidase activity. Lineage: Eukaryota; Fungi; Ascomycota; Sordariomycetes; Xylariales; Hypoxylaceae. The record is from RefSeq and is a predicted model, not a curated record. Bases 1 to 612 code for a protein of 203 amino acids. Gene Ontology annotation, biological process: proteolysis. The transcript has 2 exons.
AUGGGAAAGAUCCAGUGGUCGACCGGUGUUUACUGCUCGGGCGCCCUGAUCGGACCGCGUCACGUAGCUACUGCUAAGCACUGCGCUCCUCUCAACAACCCAGGCGUCAGCGUGCGCUUCAUGCCGGCAUAUUACGACGGCGAGUCAUUCCCCGGCGCGUAUGUCACAACGAUCAUCCACCUCCCUGGAUACUCGGUGAACGACCCGGACGCGAAUGCUUGCGACAUCAAGGAAGACUGGGCUAUCUUCAUUCUCGAUGCUCGCCUCGGAGACGAGCGCGGAGGCCUUGGGGCUAAGGUCAUCGAGCCAUCGCUCAUUAACAACCCCCAACUCCUUCACCUUGGAUAUCCGGGUGAUUUGGCAAACGGCGAGAGACCGUAUCGACAGGAGAAGAUCACGAUCCGAGACAGGUUCGACUGUGAUGCAACUGGUGGCCUCUCUACUGACGCUGAUGUCGCUGGCGGCAUGAGCGGCGGCCCUAUCUGGCAGAACGACAACGGAGCUCGUUACCAACUCGGUGUUCUAAGCGCAACCAGCUCUACAGAGACAGUCUUCGCCGGCGGCAGCAACUGGAUCGGCGCCGUUGCCCGUUCCCGCCAAGAUUUCCCUUGA